This is a messenger RNA of Cyprinodon variegatus (sheepshead minnow), 695 nucleotides long. Its product is annotated as heat shock 70 kDa protein 12B-like. NCBI's taxonomy places the organism in Eukaryota, Metazoa, Chordata, Actinopteri, Cyprinodontiformes, Cyprinodontidae. The record is from RefSeq and is a predicted model, not a curated record. The annotation marks the transcript as partial. The transcript has 3 exons.
AAGAUCUGUGUCCACCAUGGGAGACGCUUUCAUCAUAGCCAUAGACUUUGGCACUGCCUACAGUGGAUAUGCCUUCAGUAUAACAUCCAGAGAUGAAGAAACUGAUCCCUUUUUAAAAGUUUGGGGUCAAGAGGUUGGACUGGAAACCCCAAAGGCUCCUACCUGCAUCCUAUUCGAUGAACAUGAAGAGUUUGUCAGCUUUGGUUACGAAGCUAAAGAAAUGUAUCUUACAAAAAAGGGUCAUGAAGCCAGGGAGCAGUACUUCUUUAACUGCUUUAAGAUGGCCCUCUAUGGAAAAAAAAUCACCAGGAAUCUGAAGAUUAAAGCAGCUAACGGAAAAGAAAUGACGGCAAUGAAAGUUUUUACAGAAGCACUGAGAUUCCUGAAGGACGACGCUUUACAAUAUAUUGCAACAAACACAGAGGGGAGGAAGUUCACAGCCUCUGAUUUCACCUGGGUGCUGACUGUUCCUGCCAUCUGGGAUCAUUCUGCAAAACAAUUUAUGAGAGAAGCUGCAACUCAGGCAGGUAUUGUGCCCAAAGGAAACUCUGACCAACUAGUCAUUGCCCUGGAACCAGAAGCAGCCUCAGUCUUCUGUAAAAGGCUUCCAUCUGAUGGUUUCAUAGCCGAAAACAGAGGAGAAGACAAACUAGACCAAUCUCCAGGAACUCAGUACAUUAUUGUUGACUGUGGAG